Frankliniella occidentalis (western flower thrips) is the source of this 4173-nucleotide messenger RNA. Its product is annotated as PAX3- and PAX7-binding protein 1. Gene Ontology annotation, cellular component: nucleus; U2-type post-mRNA release spliceosomal complex. Lineage: Eukaryota; Metazoa; Arthropoda; Insecta; Thysanoptera; Thripidae. Gene Ontology annotation, biological process: mRNA splicing, via spliceosome; spliceosomal complex disassembly. The record is from RefSeq and is a predicted model, not a curated record. Gene Ontology annotation, molecular function: DNA binding.
UGUGACCUUUUGAAGAACCAGCGAUCGGUACAAAUCUAACCUCUACAAGUCUACGUUUUAAGACCUUAACCGUCAACACCGUUAAUUUUGUGUUGAAAGUGUAAAAUGUCUUUCUUUAAGAAACCCAAGAAAAAUAUUAGAAGACGGCCCUUGGGUGUUGGUGAAGAAAGUACUGAAGAAUAUGGAGAUCAAAUGGAUGUGGAUGAUGAGGAGCAAAGUAUGGCUCAAAUCAGGGAGAAAAUUGCUAAGGCCAAGAAGAAAGAGAAAGAGCAACGUAAACAAACACUACUUAGUUUUGAAGAAGACUUUAACGAAGCUGAUGAUGGAGAGGUUUUUCAAGUUCGGAAGUCAUCACAAAGCAAAAAGAUGAUGAAGCUCUUGGAUAAGGAAAGGAAAAAGAAGAAAGAAGUGAAAGUUGAGAAAAUGGAAAUUGAAGAUGAUGCGUCUUGUAAGGACAAGGAGAUAAUCACGGGUGAUCUUGUUAUGGUUGUUAAGCAAAGUGAACCAGUUCGACUGGCAGCACCUGUACUUAAUGGUCGACAGGCAGAGUUGGCAGACCCUGAUUACCAGAGUGAUGAUGAUGAAGAAGAGAGCGCAAAGCCUCAGAAAGCAACAGAACAUAAAUUCUCUCAGCCUGAUAAUAUGAAGAUAAUUCUUGAAAGUGGUCGUAUACCAGAUGCUGCCAUGAUUCAUGCAGCAAGAAAACGCAGACAAAGAGCAAGGGAAAUGGGUGGAGAUUUUAUACCUGUAGAAGAUACACAAAAAUAUAAUAAUUCUUCAACAAAGUCUCGUCUUGUUCGUGAAGAUGAUAAUGACAAUAGUGAUGAUGAAGAAGAGCCUGUACAAAUGGCUGUACCUUCAGCAGCAAGGGAUAGGGACAGGAAAAGGGAAGCUUUUCUAUCUGUUCAAAAUGAUGACAGCGAUCAUGAAAGUGACAAGGGUGAGGAAGAUGAAUGGGAGUCCCAACAAAUUCGUAAAGGAGUAACUGGAGCUCAGUUAGCUGCAGUUCAGCAUGAAACUUUAUACCAACAGCAGUAUGCAAUGCCCAUGCCUCCCCCAGCUAGUUUGGAAGCCCCUGCUGUGGCUAUGGAUAUGUCACCAAUCAACACUUCUAUAUCAGAUAACACUCUGGAGACAGGUUCUGUGGUAGAAAAAAGGUUUAGUGCUUUGAAAUCAGAAAAUGGCACUGAUACACCUCAGAACAUUUCUGCCAAAUUGAAGGAGAGGUUGAAAGACUUGCAAGAAGUUCAUCGCAGACAUUGUUUAGAUCAAGACCAAGUUACAGAUGAUUUGAUUGCAACACAAAGCGAGGUCCGACGCCUUGAGGCUGAAACACCGAAACUUGCAGAGCGUUUUCGCUUUUACCAAGAGUUGCGUGGGUAUGUCACAGACUUGGUAGAAUGUCUUGACGAGAAGAUGCCGAUCCUUGUAAAUUUGGAGCAGCGUGUUCUCUCUCUAUGGCGUAAACGUGCAGAAGAGUUAAUUUCAAGAAGAAGACAAGAUGUUCUAGACCAAGCCAAUGAAAAUGCUCCUUCCAAUGCUAAACGUAAUAAGGAAGAAGAAGAUUCUCGAACGCGACGAGCCGCAGAACGAGAAGGACGUCGUAUACGGAGGAGCAAAGCUCGUGAAUCAACUAAGUUUGGAAAUAUCAAUCCACCGAAACAUCUUGAUGGCAUGUCAAGUGAUGAUGAAAUGACUGAACUGGAAAUAACAUCAUUCCGUGCUCAAAAAGAUGCUAUAGAAUCUGAUGCUCAUCUUGUUUUUGAGGAUGUUGUAGAUGAGUUCUGCACAGUUAAAUCAGUAUUGAAACAUUUUGAGAGAUGGCGUGUCAAAGAUUGGGAGUCCUACACAGAAGCUUAUGUUAGUUUAUGCAUUCCUAAAGUUUUGUCUCCCCUACUUAGAAUACAGAUGCUCAUGUGGAAUCCUUUAUUGGAUGAAUUUAAUAAGAUAGAGAAAAUGAAGUGGUUUGACAGUUUACUCUUAUAUGGAUUGGAACAGAAAGAAACUGAAGAGGGUCUGAAAAAUGACCCAGACCUCAAGCUUAUUCCUUUAGUAAUCGAAAAGGUUGUGUUACCAAAACUUAAAGACGUUGUGGAGGCAACUUGGGACCCUCUCUCCACUUCCCAAACACAAAGACUAGUGUUGCUUUUGAGCCAUCUCCUGCAAGAGUAUCCAUCGCUGGUGAGCUCAAGUAAACCCCUCAACAAUUUACUCUCAGCCAUUGUUGAAAAAAUGAAAUCAGCGGUGGAAAAUGAUGUAUUUAUUCCUAUUUACCCCAGGCAAUUCUUAGAUGCGAAAUCUAGUCAGACCUCAAAUGUUGCUCCGGGAAUGCCAGCUUUUUUCCAGCGCCAGACUACUAGUGCCAUCAAAUUACUACGAAACCUUCUUUGCUGGCAGGGUGUAGUCAGUGACUUAGUCCUUCAAGAAGUUGCUCUUGGUGCACUUUUAAAUCGUUAUCUCAUGGUUGCACUUCGUACUUCUGAUCCGAUUGAUGCUGCAGCAAAAUGUCAUAUGAUUGCAAGUACAUUCCCCAAGUGGUGGUUUCAAAGUGAAGCUAAACUUCCUCAACUUCAAAUGUUUGCUAAUCAAUGUAAACAUAUAAUAACACUCCUGGAUGUUACUUCUCCUGCUGGAAGGCAAGGAUUAGAAAGAAUUAGUGUGAUUCUGAAAACAUUAGCACCAGUUAUUACCCCUCCAUAAAAGAAAUGGAGCUCUCAUCUAUUAGGAUACAAGGAACUAGGUAGUUGAACUUAAAUGGCAAUAGUUGAGAAUGAACUUCUGAAUGUGUAGACUAAUGAAACAGAGAUACUUGUACUUGUAUUCUUUUGGAAAUUACCCUACCCUAUUCUUUAACCUGAGAAAUUUCCUAUUGUCUCUGCUAAUUAACACUAAUUUAAUUUGUUUCACCUCUAGAAAUCAACUUUUAACAGGUGGAUUUUUACACACACCUUCCAAUGUGUAUCACAGGGUGUUAAAAUCAAUAGAUUUUCUUUGUACUCAUAUUUAAUUUCCUCUGUGUGGUCUUUGAGGUGUUUUUGUGAGCCCCUGGCUUUUAGUCUAUCUGUGGGGAAACAUGAAUUUUAAAUAGCUAAUGUAUUUUUGUAUUUGAUUUUGACUUGGCAAUAAUUGUCUGAUGCUUAGGCUGUGAAAAAGAAACUGGCUUAGUUAGUGAAUGCAUAAAAUGUUAGCUAGCAGUAGUCGUACACUUUAAAAAACAAGGAGGAAAGAAAACACAAAAUUAAUUUUGUGUGAAUACUGGUACUCGUUCUUUACAGAAACCCUUUCAGUGCUCAGUUGCUUUACAUCUAUAUAGUUGUAGAAUCAACGAGUGUUGUUCUGUCAACAUGUGUCACGUUUCUCUGAGAAUAUAUAUUAUUAUUAAACAUGUACCAUAUGAAACUGGAUGAUGACGAAAUUAAAUAUGAAUCUACAGUUGGCGGCACAAUAGCAGAAGCAACAUCGGCAGACGGGACUUAGACUGAAAACUUGUGAAAUCUGUUAAGAGUUCUCAAAAUUUUGCUAUUAGACCAAAACAAUCUUCAUUGCUUCCAGUAAUACUAGCAAACGAAGUUUCGAAUGGUAGUAUUGUCAUGUCUGUAUGCGCUUCGUGCUCCAAGAUGAAGAUUCGUUGUGCGGGACGGGUCUAUCGACUUAGAACGAAAACCGGCGAAUUUUGUUAAGAGUUCUCAAAAAAGUAGUGUCAAACUUGAAAAAAUGUCCAUUGUUGGUCACGCCUACAACAUUCCCAGUUUCGAAUGGUACAAGUAUCAUAAGUGUACAUAUUCUGUACUCCGAGCAUGAAUAGCGUUACGCGUGACAUCGCACUGAGAUCAAUACUCGUUCUUCUACCACUGAGUAGGUGCAGGUGGUGGUAAAGAACGAGUAAAAAAGUUUUGAGAAACUUUGAGUUGAUGGUCUUCAGCAGUACAGCAGCCAAAACAAAAUGUUUCAAAAAACACAUAAUAUAAUGUUAUUUAAAGUGUACUUUCACUGCUCUCAGUUUCUUGCUCAUUAUAUCAAGAAUGUUAAUUUACUUUGAAAGUAAACACGAAUGUUUUGUACCUCACUUUACCUUUCAGUACCAAUAUCUGCCUGUCUUUUCCUUCCUCUUUACACAUUGCCUUUUGUUAGCUUCCCAUUGCAAUCUUUAUCUUCUGAUAAUUGACUUAUUUU